This is a messenger RNA of Talaromyces proteolyticus, 919 nucleotides long. RefSeq names its product ubiquinol-cytochrome c reductase complex 14 kDa protein. Gene Ontology annotation, biological process: mitochondrial electron transport, ubiquinol to cytochrome c. NCBI's taxonomy places the organism in Eukaryota, Fungi, Ascomycota, Eurotiomycetes, Eurotiales, Trichocomaceae. The transcript is spliced from 4 exons. The coding region runs from base 228 to 599 and encodes 123 amino acids. The record is from RefSeq and is a predicted model, not a curated record.
UGAUGGUUGUCGAGUUGAUAAUUAUUUAAUUGUCGGCGCUCUUCGGGUCACUUCGGCAGCGAAAAAGCAAAUCGCUGCCUCAGGCACCAAGGCUUUUCACCCUAGUGCAACGUCGAGCGACCACUCCGUGUGAGCUCGGCUUCUCGACCUGUGCUACUUCUCCUAGUCUGCCUCCCACCACCGACUCUCAAUUGGCCUGAAACCACGUUGAUUGCGGCUUUUGCAUCAUGUCUGUUCCAUCCAUGACCAGCUAUGUCGUUAAGCGGCCAUACCUGCGCCGCUGGCUGCAGCCGAUUGCCGAAUGGUACACCAACGCUGCUGGAUACCGCCGCCUUGGAUUGAGGGCCGAUGACCUGAUCCCCGAGGAAAGCGAACUUGUCCAGAAUGCUCUCCGACGUCUUCCUCCCAAGGAAGCCUAUGACCGUGUCUUCCGCCUUCGUCGUGCCUUCCAGUGCUCGAUCUCUCACACCCUUCUCCCAGCUGAGGAACAGACCAAGCCUGAUGAGGAUCGCGAGUACCUGAGUCCUAUCAUUCGGGAACUGCAGGCAGAAGCCCAAGAACGCGAAGACUUGGACACUCUGGUCGUCAAGCGGAAGUAAAUGGGCUAAUCACAAGAAGAAAAACGAAGAAAAAAGACGUUGAUGUGAAAGGGAAAAGAAUUUAUAGAAUGAGACUGUGGAUGAUGGACGUGCCCUGAAUGAGUCGGGAUUAGAGACUUCUGUACUCGUACUGUACAAACAAAUCAAUACUCUUUUUUCUCCUUUGUUCUAGAAUUGUUCCACAUAAUCGAUAUAAACAAGGUCUGCUCUUAUAUUAAUUGAUAUAUACAUGAUAUUGGUAAUUGCACAGUAAUCAGUUAAAUACGUUUAUAUUUACAUCCUCUACCCUCCACAUAUACCACAUGAAAAGCGACCUAAUA